This is a messenger RNA of Coccidioides posadasii C735 delta SOWgp, 1308 nucleotides long. RefSeq lists its product as uncharacterized. Lineage: Eukaryota; Fungi; Ascomycota; Eurotiomycetes; Onygenales; Onygenaceae. The record is from RefSeq and is a predicted model, not a curated record. Gene Ontology annotation, molecular function: monooxygenase activity; FAD binding.
AUGUCUAAGCCUCAAGUUCACGUCGCUAUAGUUGGGGCCGGCCUUGGGGGCCUGGCUGCAGCGAUUGGCAUAGCAAGGGCCGGGCACAAGGUCACACUUCUGGAGCAAGCUCCGGAGCUGGGGGAGAUUGGAGCAGGCAUCCAAAUCCCCCCCAACGCGUCCCUGAUUCUCAAGCGGUGGGGUGUCCUAGACGCCAUAGAAGAAGUCUCUGUUCGCCCGAAAGAUUUUAUCCUUCGUUCUUAUCGGGAUGGGAAAGUACUCUCAGUCCAAAAUGUCCUUCCGUAUACCGAAAACCGAUAUGGGACACCUUAUCUCCAUAUUCACAGAGCAGAUUAUCACAAGAUUCUUCUGAAGGAAGCGAUAAGGCAAGGUGUAGAGAUUCUACUUGACUCUACUGUGAUAGGAGUAGAUUUCGAGAAGCCAGCAAUUCAUUUGAAAGAAAAGCCUGAUUUCCACGCCGAUGUCGUCAUUGGCGCUGAUGGUCUUAAAUCGGCGUGUCGAGAAGCCCUUCUUGGCCGGCCCGACCCUCCUCGCCUAACCGGGGAUUUGGCAUAUCGAAUUAUCGUGAGGGCGGAAGACAUGAGGAAACAUCCUGAACUCUCGGAGUUCCUUGACCAGCCAUGCAUAAACUAUUGGAUGGGACCGGAUGCUCAUGCGGUGUGUUAUUUCCUCCAGGGUGGUGGCCUAUACAACAUUGUUUUAAUCUGCCCGGAUAACCUUCCUGAGCUUGUGAAUAUUGCGCAGGCAGAUCUGGAAGAAAUGCGGGCUUUCUUUGAAAACUGGGACCCAAGGUUGAAGGUUAUUCUUGAUCUGGUCCAAGAAACCAAAAAAUGGAGAUUACAAAACAGUGUAGAAAUGGCAACGUGGUGCCACCCGAGCGGAAAAUUUGCAUUGCUAGGGGAUGCGUGCCAUGCGACUCUUCCAUACCUAGCACAGGGAGCGGCGCAAGCUGUGGAGGACGGGGCAGUUCUCGGCACUCUGUUUGAGGAGCUCGAUGACAAGGCUCAGCUAAGCGAUCUACUCGCUAUUUAUGAAAAAAUACGAAAAUCGAGAACAACUCGGGUGGUCCAGGGAAGCACAGCUCUUCGGGACAUUUUCCAUAUGCACGACGGCCCAAGCCAGGAGGAGCGGGAUAGGGUACUCCUGAAUGAAGCACCCUUCGAAGGAUUCCCUAACCGCUGGGCGGAUCCAGUUUUCCAGCAGUUCUUGUUCGGAUAUGAUGCACGUGCCGAAGCACUACAAGCAUGGGACGCAUAUAAGAAAGGGAAAUCCCCCGAGUCCAUAAAGGGAGUUGAAUCUCGCCUGUGA